AUGUGCUCAACAAGCUUGCUAAAGAGCGUUAUUUGGUCACAAGGUUUCCUGGACUCGCGAAAUGCCAAGACUCCCACCACUCGCAAAUCUCCUCAAUGUCCCGAGCAUAGUAGUCCGUCUCGCUCUCCUGUUCCCAUAGUGUAUUCCCAAUGGUGGCAAAUGAGACUGCGCCCCAGUCCAGGUCGCGAAAGCAGCGAGGAGACGCUUCCUGCUUUGAGUUUGUGCAUAAGUAGUGAAGGCCAGGGUCACCGGACUACUGAGAGAGCUGUGUCCAUACCACCGGGAUUCCGUUUCGCUUUCCGCACAAACCAGUCAUUGUGGCGCAUUGUGGCGCCUACAGUGCCAGAAUUGGCUUGA
Messenger RNA from Microdochium trichocladiopsis, 357 nucleotides. RefSeq lists its product as uncharacterized. The record is from RefSeq and is a predicted model, not a curated record. The transcript has 4 exons. The coding region runs from base 1 to 357 and encodes 118 amino acids. Lineage: Eukaryota; Fungi; Ascomycota; Sordariomycetes; Xylariales; Microdochiaceae.